Messenger RNA from Naumovozyma castellii, 531 nucleotides. It is a transcript of the gene RPL6A, whose product is annotated as 60S ribosomal protein eL6. The coding region runs from base 1 to 531 and encodes 176 amino acids. The transcript has 2 exons. The record is from RefSeq and is a predicted model, not a curated record. Lineage: Eukaryota; Fungi; Ascomycota; Saccharomycetes; Saccharomycetales; Saccharomycetaceae.
AUGAGUGUUCAACAAGCUCCAAAGUGGUAUCCAUCUGAAGACGUUGCUGCCGCAAAGAAGACCAGAAAGGCUUCUCGUCCACAAAAGUUACGUGCUUCUCUAGUCCCAGGUACUGUCUUGAUCUUACUUGCUGGUCGUUUCAGAGGUAAGAGAGUUGUUUACUUGAAGCAUUUGGAAGACAACACUUUGUUGAUUUCCGGUCCAUUCAAGGUCAACGGUGUUCCAUUGAGAAGAGUCAAUGCUCGUUAUGUUAUUGCUACUUCUACCACCGUUUCCGUCGAAGGUGUCAACGUUGAAAAGUUCAACGUUGAAUAUUUCGCUAAGGAAAAAUUGACUAAGAAGCAAAAGAAGGAAGCUAACUUAUUCCCAGAACAACAAAACAAGGAAAUCAAGUCCGAACGUGUUGAAGACCAAAAGGUUGUUGACAAGGCUUUGUUGGCUGAAAUCAAGAAGACUCCAAUGUUGAAGCAAUACUUAGCUGCCUCCUUCUCUUUGAAGAAUGGUGACAAGCCACAUUUGUUGAAAUUUUAA